Molecule: messenger RNA, 1134 nt
Organism: Helicoverpa armigera (cotton bollworm)
Lineage: Eukaryota; Metazoa; Arthropoda; Insecta; Lepidoptera; Noctuidae
Gene: AlkB
Product: nucleic acid dioxygenase ALKBH1
Exons: 4
Coding region: 77-1096 (339 amino acids)
Biological process (GO): oxidative RNA demethylation
Cellular component (GO): cytoplasm; nucleus
Molecular function (GO): broad specificity oxidative DNA demethylase activity; ferrous iron binding; oxidative RNA demethylase activity
Source: RefSeq, a predicted model, not a curated record
GGAUUUGUCAAAAAAAAAUGUCAAAAAUCAAAACAACAAACAUGUGAUGUGGUUGUGAUUGUAAUUUUACGAAGAAAUGCAAGAAAAUACAUCCUUACCUAUCACAGAAGAUAGGUUUAUGAAGACAUUUAAAUACUUUAAGUCUAAUAAGCCUAAACCGUCUCUGAAAGAUGUUAUUACAGCGGAAAAGUGUUCAGAUCAUCAGGUUAUAAAUAUUACUGCAAAUACUGUUAUUGAAGAUCCAAGAGCUGAAUUGUUGGGGUUAAAGAACUUGAGAGAAUGGCAAGUGUUUACUUUGAAAAAGCAUCCAGGUUUACUAUUUAUCAGAAAUCCAUUUACAGCCUUAGGCCAAAGAUAUUGGAUAAGAAAAUGUUUAGAAGAAUACCCCAAGAAACCUAACAAACUGAACAUUGAUAUAGAAAUUACUUUGGAAGAUUGGUGGAGAGAAUGUUUUAGGAACGGAGAGUGUGAAAAACAAUUACAAAAGAAACUUAGAUGGACAACAUUAGGUUAUCACCACAACUGGGAUACAAAAGUUUACACUGAGAGCAACAAGUCCAAGUUUCCUGAGGAUUUGGCAGAAUUAUCAGAUGUGCUGGCAAAAUAUCUGGGUUAUUCAGACUUCACCGCUGAGGCGGCCAUUGUAAAUUAUUACCACAUGAACUCCACGUUGUCUGCCCAUACUGAUCAUUCGGAAGUCAAUUUGAAAGCACCGUUGUUUUCCUUCAGCUUUGGCCAGUCAGCAAUAUUUCUAAUAGGAGGCAGAGACAAGUCAGUAGAACCUUCAGCACUCCUUAUUAACAGUGGGGACAUAGUGGUGAUGUCAAAAGAGGCUCGUCUCUGCUACCAUGCUGUACCAAAAAUAUUACCUGCCGUAGAUUCACCAUGGGAUGUAUUAGAUACAGAAAUAAUUAUGCCUGAUAGUAAAAAUAUUAAUUUUAAGUAUAUUUCACAAUCAGAAGAUAUCAUGUUAAGUAUGAAAGAAAAUAUUGACAAUAAGUGGCAUAGAUUUAAAGACUACAUCAAAGAAUCAAGAAUAAAUAUGAAUGUACGACAAGUACUAAAUGAAAACCAGACCAGUAUAUUAAUGCAAUAAUUUUUAUUAUGAUGUAAAUAAAAGAUAUACAGUUUUUA